GUUAUGAAAGUUAUAUCACCCGGGCAAGAGCCUCGAUUACUUUGUUUAACAUAAGCAUUUUAUUCACUUCAACGAGACAAGAGUCUUCAAAGGCAAUUCAGAAAAGGGUAGUCAGACAUGUUUAGUUCAGUGGUGGUUGGCAUUGGGACGGCAGGCUUUGUGAGGAUCAGGGACAUGCUAGCCCCUCUGCCCUCCAGCGCAGCUGAGAAGCUCAGUGUCAAAGGUUUCAUAUCCAGGAGGAUUCUGGAGGAGCAGCAGGGAGUGAAACAAAUCACUGUUGAAGAUGCCCUGAGCCGGGACGACAUAAAGGUGGCUUUCGUGUGCACCGAAAACGCUGCCCACGAGGAAAACAUCAGGAUGUUUCUGGAAGCUGGGAAGCAUGUCUGUGUGGAAUAUCCAAUGGCCAUGACACACAAGACUGCUGUGGACCUCUGGGACCUGGCUCAGGAAAAAGGAGUGGUCCUGCAUGAGGAGCACAUAGAACUCCUGACAGCUGACUUCAAGCAGCUGAAGAAGGACGUAGCAGGGAAAAGGCUGGAGGAGGGAUUCCUUCACUUCACAGGAGGUCCUCUGAAGCCGGGCUUUGGUUUUCCAGCUUUCAGUGGCAUCGCCCGGCUCACCUGGCUGGUCGAUCUGUUUGGAGAGCUGUCUGUCACCGCUGCCAGCAUGGAGGAAGACCAGCAGAACAAGUACAUGAAGAUGACCGCUCAACUCAUAACCAAAGAGCAGAAGCCUCUCACGUGGAUUGAGGAGUGGGCUCCCGGCCUGUCUAGGGCCAAAGACAUCAACUUCCGCUUUGACUCAUGCACCAUCACCCAGCUGCCCCCAGCCACCAGGGAGCCGGUGGGUAUCUUUAUGCAGGACUUGGUGCUCUUCAGUCAGAAGCUGCUGGGCCAGGUGCCCCGUGACCAGCUCCAUGCAGAGCGCCGCAGGGUCCUCCACUGUCUAGAGCUGGCCGACCGCAUCCAGCAGCUGAGCCUGCAGGGCUCAGCCCAGGACACCUAGAAACUAGCAGCCUACCGAGGGGCCCCAGCAGCCUACCGAGGGGUCCCAGCAGCCUACAAAGGGUUGUGAAAUUACAGUAACUUUCCCAAAAUUCCCAGGUUUUCCAGAAUUUUGCAACGCUUAACCUACUGGUGGAUGUCCAAGCGUACAAGAUCCAUCCAUAAGCCUUCUACAGUAAAGCUACUGUAACAUGCUGUACUGUAGACAUACGCUCAGCGCAUCUUUGAAAUGUUAAGGUAUUUUAUGUGUUUCAGAAACAAAUUGGUUUCAGAGGCUGCAUUUACACAGCAGCCCAAUUCUGAUAUUUGUUCCACUAAUUGGUCUUUUGAUCUAGCCUGACGACUCAAACUGAAUUCGUCCACUGCUCUAUAUACUUCAGUUUGAGACUGCCGUCAUUGAAGUCGUUUGUAGUGACGUCAAAAUGAGGGGUGUUGUACAAUACAAAGUAAUAAGCGAUUGGAUCAUCUCUAGCCAAUGACACAUUUUCAAAAUGCCACUUUACCCACAUGUGUUCUGGCUGGGGAGGUACUCCGAUCCUGACUCAUUGCAGAAAAGAAGCUAACGUCCGUGUGUGUGGCGUACUGUAGAAUUUGACCUGAGCAAGGAGUUUGGGUAGCCAGGAAAUGUUUGACCAAUCACAUCAGAUCUUUUCACAUCAGAUCUUUUUCAGAAUUAGACUUGUUUGGGGUAGUUUUCACCCCUUAUUUCUCCCCAAUUGGUAGUAGUUAGUCUUGUCUCAUCGCUACAACUCCCAUAUGGACUUGGGAGAGACAAGGGUGCAAGUAGAAAUACUGGUGUGCAAAAGAGCAGAAAAACAAAUAUGAUAGGUAGUUGGUUGGAUGGGCUAUUUACAGAUGGGCUGUGUACAUCUGCAGCGAUCGGUAAGCUGCUCUGACAGCUGACGCUUAAAGUUGGUGAGGGAGAUAAUGGGCUGCCUGUGUAAACUCAGCCUAAGGCAUGUCGGCUUAUUAUUUUAGGGUUAGGCUGUUACUACAGACCACAUCUUAACAUUGAUGGAAGGUCAGUUGAUAUAUAGUUUGAUGUUUGCAUUGUUACUUAUUGAAGUUAAUCUACAUUACAGUUGAAUGUACUGUAACAUUCCUGUGGUUGAUCACAGCUCAUGGUGCUUUAUCAUUGGCUGGUGUGCUUUACUUAUCUCAUAUGACAUUUUAAUAUUGACAUGUUGUAUAGCUAUUGUGCAGGCAGAAGUGUAAGGCAAAACAGUGACAUACUGAUCAAUGGAUUUAUUUGUAUUUUUUUAUUUAACCUUUAAUUAACUAGGCAUGUCAGUUAAGAACAAAUUCUUAUUUACAAUGACGGCUUACAUGUUCAAAUCAUUAACACCGUACAAUGGGUGUUUGUAUGAUACCUCAGGUAAAUGGUAUCUCGGAUAGCUUUGGCAAGUGAAAGUGUGUUAUUUACACUGCAACUGCAACAUUGUCAGUGGACUGCAAUUGACACAUCUGUUUAGUUGUUUUAAAGUAGCAAUCCAGCCUCCUUUUUUACCUAAUUUAACACCUGAUUUACUUAACAAAAGGCAUAUCUCAAUAGGUGGUCCAGGCAAGUCCUGACAUUGCACAAGUGGGGGGUGGGCCUUUCCUCUUUUGUUCUCUUUCUCCUCUAUUGUUCUUCAAGCAAGGGGGAGGCAGAUGAAAUCACGGCCUCCCACCAGACUGACUCUUUGAUUGCCCUACUCCUUGACGUUUGCAGUUGUCUAAAAAACACUAUUUUGCUCUUUCUAGUCUUUAGUUUGUGUACUUUAUUGUAUUUAUACAUGGGAUAUUGCUUUUCAACAGUACAAGUUCAAAAAUCAAUCGGAGGACAUAUUUCAGUGUUUGAUUAAAGGGGCAUUGCAGUUAACUUGAUUUAGAUGUGUUUGUAAUGUCUGGAAUUUCAGCCUGUUCAGGUGGGAUGGAACUUUUGGACCGCAUCAUGACUUCACACCGCUUCCCUGGUUUUAGCACUAAAUCAUUCACUAGCUUGUUUCCUUAGUUGUAGUUUGCGCAAUACGCUUCCUUUCCUUUUUCUUUGUUUCAAACCAGUAUUUCAAGGAUCUCAAAAUUAGCUGUUCACCAUAUAAUAAGUAUUCUACUUAAUUCUAGGAUGCUGACAGACUGAAUUUGUUCCUUGGCCUGCUCUGUUCCCUCUCCCAUUGUUAUCCAUUCAUGCUAGUCCCAUCUAAUGAUGUACAGUGGGCUCCAAAAUUACUGGCACCCCUGACUGGCAUUGCACAAACAACACUUAAAAAAAAUAUAAACAAUAUAAUUAUAUAGAUAAACUCAAAAUACCAACAUGUGAGAAAUACUGUACAUUAUUGUUUCAAUGGAACCAACCAAAAUCAUUCAAUUAUUUAAUACAAAAUACAUUUAACCAAAAUCAAGGUUUCAUAAUUAUUGGCACUCCUCAUUUAGUACUUAGUGCAACCACCUCUGGCAAGGAUAACAGCAUGGAGUCUUUUCCUGUAAUGUUUGACAAGGUUAAGGAACACAUUUGGAGUGAUUUUGGACCAUUCCUCUAUGCAGAUCCUUUCAAGAUCCUUUCACAUUCUUGGGUUUGCGCUUAUCAACUGUCCUCUUCCACUCAGCCCACAAGUUUUCCAUUGGAUUGAGGUCCGGCCACUGAGAUGGCCAUGGCAGAACAUUGAUUUAGUCGUCACAGAACCAUUUCUGUGUGGAUCUUGAGGUAUGUUUCGGGUCAUUGUCUUGUUGGAAAGUCCACCUACGGCCAAGUCCCAGCCUUCUGGCAGAGGCAACCAGAUUGUCAGCCAAAAUUGCCUGAUACAUGGUGGAAUUCAUUAUGCCAUCAAUCUUAACCAGUGCCCCUGGACCUCUGGAAUUAAAACAGCCCCAAAACAUCACUGACCCACCUACAUAUUUCACCAUGGGUAUGAGGUGCCUCUCCUUGUAGGCAUCUCUGUUUUGACGCCAAACAUGCCAAUGCUGUAUCUGACCAAAACGUUAAAUUUUGGUCUCAUCUGACCAGAGCACCUUCUUCCAGUCAUAAUUUAAAUGACGUUUGGCAAACCCCAAGCACUUGCGUCUGUGUCUUGGGAUCAGAAUGGGCUUUCUUCUGGCAACCCUUCCAAAGAGCCUGUGGAUGUGGAGGUGGCGUCUGAUGGUGCUCUUUGAAACCUGGUGACUCCAAGACUCCACCAAGGCCUGCAAUUCUUUCACAGUGAUUCUUGGGGAUUUUGUUGGUUCUCUCACCAUCCUGGGGGGCAAAAUGCAUUUGCGUCCUCUACCCGUGAGGUUUUCAACUGUUCCAUAUCUUUUGAAUGUUCUAAUAAUUGCCCUGACAGUGCUCAGUGGUAUAUUCUCAGUGGUAUAUCGCUUGUGGAUCUUCUUGUAGCCAUUACCAGAUUUAUGAAGGUCUACGACCAUGUCUCUUCUGAACUACCAGUUAUUUUGUUUUCUUCAUGGUGUUGGAUGACAGUGGGAUAUUGCAUGUGUGUUACCUAAUUUGUAUACCCUAGUGAAACAGGAAGUGAUGUAUUGGCUCAAUAUAGUUCCUUAGGGCUUAGAUAAACUUAAAUAAGUGGAAUUUAAUUUGUGGUUUAAUUUUGGUAGAUGUUAUUUACAAUAAUCUUUAAGGGUGCCAUUAAUUGUGAAACCUUGAUUUAGAGGACAUUGAUAAAUUAUUUUGGUUGGUUCCAUUGAAACAUUAAUAAAGUACAGUAUUUCUCACAUGUUGGUAUUUUGAGUUUCUCUAUAAUUAUAUUGUUUAUAUUUGUUUAAGCAUUGUUUGUACAUUGCCAGUCAGGGGUGCCAGUAAUUUUGGAGCCCACUGUAUAUGUCUACCAUGUUACACAAGCAUUCACUACCCAGUGAGUGCAGUUUGGCCACUUUAACUGGGUGUCACUAGUGUUAUUAGCCAUUUAUAUGUAGAGAAAAUUACAUUUAACAGUUUGAGGGAGAAUUGUAGUAUUAUAUUGAAUUCUAAUGCCUGAAUGUUUUAAUAAUGUGUGUAUUGUAACUGUGUAUAAUUUGCAAUAAAAUGGAUCAUUUGCAGUUUCCCAUAUUAA
Molecule: messenger RNA, 5026 nt
Organism: Oncorhynchus nerka (sockeye salmon)
Lineage: Eukaryota; Metazoa; Chordata; Actinopteri; Salmoniformes; Salmonidae
Product: biliverdin reductase A-like
Exons: 7
Coding region: 118-1005 (295 amino acids)
Biological process (GO): heme catabolic process
Molecular function (GO): biliverdin reductase [NAD(P)H] activity; zinc ion binding; nucleotide binding
Source: RefSeq, a predicted model, not a curated record